Molecule: messenger RNA, 1440 nt
Organism: Metarhizium brunneum ARSEF 3297
Lineage: Eukaryota; Fungi; Ascomycota; Sordariomycetes; Hypocreales; Clavicipitaceae
Biological process (GO): iron-sulfur cluster assembly
Cellular component (GO): cytosolic [4Fe-4S] assembly targeting complex
Molecular function (GO): protein binding
Source: RefSeq, a predicted model, not a curated record
AUGUCCCCCGCAGCGUCACGUUGCUCGUCAACGACGGCUACCAUUACCUUGAUCCAACCUUUCCAACCUGAUCUCCAUGAACGAGCAUGGGCAUCAAUACCGCACCCGACCCUCCCCUUGAUUGCGACAGCCCACGCAAAGUCCGUCACCGUGUUUUCUCUGUCCACGCUUUCGUGCCAUAGCAACCUAACCGGCGGCCAUACCCGAUCCGUUCGAUCCGUAGCUUGGAAGCCUGGCCUACCGCCUCAUAAGCUGUGCCUCGUGUCCGGAAGCUUUGAUGCUACCGCGGGACUAUGGCGCUGGGACGGCGACUCUACGGCGGCGACCGCUGGGGCACCUCCGGAUGAGAAUGAGGUAGAAAUCACAGCCUCGGGCAGAAAGGUGGGAAGCGCCGACAGCGACGAGACGAGCCAUAUUGGCGACAAGGACUGGGAGUUCACACUGGUUCUGGAAGGCCACGACUCGGAGAUAAAAGGCUGUGCGUUUGCACCGUCCGGCGCAUACCUUGCCACCUGUUCGCGCGACAAGUCCGUGUGGAUCUGGGAGGACAUUGGCGCAUCCGAAACAGACGACGAGUGGGAAACCGUUGCCGUGCUUAAUGAGCACGAGGGAGAUGUCAAAGCCGUGGCUUGGUGUCCAGAUGUUCCGGGGAGGAAUUCUCGCCGCCAGUACAGCUCCGACGUCCUCGCCAGCGCCAGCUACGACAACACCGUCCGUAUAUGGCGCGAGGACGGUGAUAGCGAAUGGGUCUGUGUCGCGGUUCUGGAAGGCCACGAAGGAACCGUCUGGGGUAUUGAAUGGGAGCCGCGGCCUAAAAACGACCGCUUCCCACGCUUGCUUAGCUACUCUGCCGAUGGGACGGUGCGCCUGUGGACGCUCCAGCAAGAUCCAGAGGGCCAAGAAGACAACGAUGGAUUCGGGGCGGGGAGCCGAAGUUCUCUUGGGGGCAUUCCCAACACCAUGAGGAGGUCUCUGAGAGAGGAAUGGACAUGUGCUGCUGUUUUGCCCACGGCUCACGAUCGAGAUGUAUACUCUGUCACUUGGAGCAAGGAUUCCGGCUUGGUUGCCACCACAGGAAGGGACGGCAAGGUUGCUCUCUACAAAGAAGCUGACACCCCGUCUGUAUCUGUGACAGCCUCUGAAGGGCAGCAUGACAAUACUGCCUGUAUUGAUGGCUCUGUCAUGCCGAGCGUGUCUAAUGCGCAGCUUUCAACAAUGGCACCAUCUCCGACAACGUGGGAAUUGCUAACUACAAUACCCAAUUCCCAUGGACCAUUCGAAGUAAACCAUAUAACCUGGUGUCGGCGUUAUGAUGCUGGCUCUGAGAAACGAGGAGAGGAGGAGAUGCUGGUGACUACUGGUGACGAUGGUAUAGUCCGCUCGUGGCAAGUCAGGGUGGAUGAUGCGCCGAGGACGGGAGGUCCGGAGCAGGGUAUAUGA